CUGGAUGGAUGUAAGGCUAGUAACGGACUCUGUCCUUUCUUUCUCCCAGAGUAUCAGAAGAGCAGAUGCUGGCCCUCGGGAUGCUAAAACAGGUGGCCAGCAUGACAGCACAGAGCAAAGCCUCCAGCUGCUGGAAGCUUGCCUUGCCCUUGAGGUUUCUAGGCAGCUCCCCUGGUGGAUUCCCAGCAGAUACUAACUUCCACUCCACCUCCUUCUCCGAAGCAGAGCCUCCACGGAUCUUGAUCACAGGGGGUCUUGGCCAGCUGGGAGUAGGACUUGCUAGCCUUUUGAGGAAACGAUAUGGGAAGGACAAUGUGAUUUUAUCAGACCUAAAGAAGCCCUCUGCUCAUGUCUUCCAUAGUGGCCCCUUUGUUUACGCCGAUAUCUUGGAUUACAAGAAGCUUCGUGAGAUCGUGGUGAACCACCGUAUCAGCUGGCUGUUUCACUACAGUGCUGUACUGAGUGCUGUCGGAGAAGCAAAUGUGGCCUUGGCCAGAGAUGUGAACAUAACUGACUACGCAGUCCAGAUUUUCCAAGGUGCAGUAAAGAACGGCACAUUUGAGUGCAACCUCAAGGCCAGCACCAGGCUCCCCAUGAUGUAUAUCAACGACUGCCUCAGGGCCACCCUGGAAGUCAUGGAGGCCCCAGCAGAGCGCCUCUCCAUGAGAACCUACAACAUCAACGCCAUGAGCUUUACCCCCGAGGAGCUGGCCCAAGCCCUCCGCAAGCACGUUCCAGACUUCCAGAUCACCUACUGCGUAGAUCCCCUCCGACAGGCCAUAGCUGAUAGCUGGCCCAUGAACCUUGAUGACAGCAAUGCCCGUAAAGACUGGGGCUGGAAACACGACUUUGAUCUUCCUGAGUUGGUGGCUACAAUGAUCAACUUCUACAGAGCCCGCACCAGAAUUGCCCAAGCAAACUGAAAAGGGAGGAGAGGCUCCCGUGUCCUCCCAGUGCAAGGGACA
Molecule: messenger RNA, 965 nt
Organism: Cricetulus griseus (Chinese hamster)
Lineage: Eukaryota; Metazoa; Chordata; Mammalia; Rodentia; Cricetidae
Source: RefSeq, a predicted model, not a curated record